UUACGUCAUAGAAGCUAACGCUAGCAAGUGCUUUAAAAUGCUAAAUGCUAAAUAUCGCUGCAGCAAAAAAAUAAAAUAAAUAAAAUAACGUCUUUGUUUGUGAAGGAGCGACCGAUGGCGGCGGCAGCGGAUGGAAUGUGUGCGAGGUUUGAAAGAAGGAGAGCGUCGAAGGAGGAGGAACUUUCUCGAACAAAUGUCCAGCAGCUAAUUGGUCAUCGAGGACCACAUCCCCUUCAGCCAAAAGGGCGGAGCUCCACUUGGAAGCAGGAAGAUCCACAGCCCCCGCACAUUAAAGCUGAAGAAGAGAGAGAAUUUCUUCUAGAGUCAGAAGAGGAGGAGCUUACCAAGUUGCCACCGACUGGUUUCUCUGUGAAGCCUGAAGACAAACCAUCUGAGUGCCCACGUUGGUUGUGUCCUGCAGACCUUCAGCCACUGACUGGUGGUCCAGAACAACCUCGGGGGCGGGGCUCCUCCUUGGAACAGGAGGAUCCACAGCCACUCCACAUUAAAGAGGAAGAGGAGGAGAUGUGGAUCUCUCAGGAGGAGGCGCAUCUCACCAAGUUGCCUCUGACUGUGAAGACUGAAGAGCGUGAAGACGAACCACCUGAGUCCUCACAGCUUCACCAAGGUCCAGGUGAGGAGAAGAAGGGGGCGGAGCCUCCGGGCAGCAGCUCACAGCAACACCGCAUGGCGACAGAAGCUGAUGGAGGAUCACAAGCAGACUUCUUCUUAGCUCCACUGUCAGACGCCGAGGCUGAAGAUGAGGAAGGCGCCCACGAAGCUUUGAGCAGCGAUACAGACUGUGGAGACGAUUUGAAACAUUCCGAAUGCUCUGAAAAGAAUCCGGGUGAGGAACAUUGGAACUGCUCAGUUUGUGCUAAAAGAUUUACUCUGAAAAGGAAUCUGACUCGACACAUGUGGACACACUCGGGAGAAAAACCCUUCAGUUGUUCAGUUUGUGGUCAGACAUUCCGCCAUAAGGUGGGAAUGAUAUCACACAUGAGGACACACUCGGGAGAAAAACCCUUUGGUUGUUCAGUUUGCGCUCAAAGAUUCGCUCAGAAGUCCAACAUGAUGUCGCACAUGAGGACGCACACAGGAGAGAAACUGUUCAGUUGCUCCGUGUGCGCCGACACUUUCGCUCGCAGGUCCAAUCUGAAGCAACACAUGAGGAGACACACGGGAGAAAAACCUUACGGGUGUUCAUUUUGCGGCCAGAGAUUUGUCCAAAGGUCAAAUCUGGCCGCUCACAUGAGAAAACACACGGGAGAAAAAAGCUUCCGGUGCUCAGUUUGCGGUAAAAGAUUCGGUGAAAAAGUGGACAUGGUGUCGCACAGGAGGACACACGCGGGGGAAAAGUCCUUCUGCUGUCCGGUUUGUGGCAAAAUCUUUUCUUACAAGCACUACUUGAAUCAGCACAUGUGGAAACACACGGGAGAGAAAUCCUUUUCCUGUUCACUUUGCGAUCAAAGAUUCGCCCACAAGUCCAAUAUGUUGUCGCACAUGAAAACGCACUCGGGGGAAAAACCUUUCAGCUGCUCGGUUUGCGGCGACAAGUUCACCCGGAAGUCCAAUCUGGAGCGGCACAUGAGGACGCACACCGGGGAGAAACCUUUCAGCUGUUCAGUUUGCGCCAAAAGGUUCGCGCAGAAAGUAGACCUGGUGUCGCACGUGAGGACGCACACGGGAGAGAAACCCCUCAGAUGCUCCGUCUGCGGUAAAAGAUUCACUGACAACACAGUUAUGGAGUCACACAUGCAAACGCACACGGGAGAAAAACCUUUUCAUUGCUCGGCCUGUAAUAAAAGUUAUUUACAUAAGAAAAGUUUGACGGCACACAUGCGGACACACGACAAAGGUUUGCUGUCCAGUUUGGGCAAAAAUAUCAUCGUAUCAUAAAAGUAAGACGUCAGCUAGCAAGUGAUGACCCACUCUGGUAUUACCGUAUUUUCCGCACCAUAAGGCGCCCUGGGUUAUAAGCCGCGCCUUCAAUGAACGGCAUAUUUCAAAACUUUGUCCACCUAUAAGCCGCCCCGUGUUGUAAGCCGCAUCUAACUGCGCUAAAGGAAUGUCAAAAAAACAGUCAAAUAGUUCAGUCAAACUUUAAUAAUAUAUUUAAAACCAGCGUGAUGUGGGCGCGCAUGGAAUCGUAUAUCAACAUGGACGAAGCUGCGUGAAAAAAGCCACCCGGCCUCUUCGCGUAAACUUAAACUUACCUUAACCACUCGCUCAUCUUUUCUUCAUCCAUCCCUUCGAGUUAGCUUUUAUGAUGACGCCGGCUGGAAAGGUCUCUUUUGGCAAGGUCUUCCUUUUGAAUAUCACCAUGGGUGGAAGUUUCUGGCCAUUAGCAUGGCAAGCUAGAACCACAGUGAAGGAUGACUUCUCAUUCCCUGUGGUGCGAAUAUUCACCGUACGUGCUCCCGUUGUAUCCACAGUGCGGUUCACAGGAUUAUCAAAAGUCAGUGGAACCUCGUCCAUGUUGAUAAUGUUCUCUGGCCGGAUCUUUUUUUCAGCUAUCUUGUUUUUACAAUAUGCACGGAAAGUAGCCAGCUUUUCUUGAAAGUCUUUAGGCAGUUUCUGUGAAAUAGUAGUCCGUGUGCGGAUGGAGAGAUUGCGUCUUUUCAUGAACCGGAUCCCUGUCGCUUAGUAGGAGCCAUUUUGUGGU
Messenger RNA from Nerophis lumbriciformis (worm pipefish), 2665 nucleotides. RefSeq lists its product as uncharacterized. Lineage: Eukaryota; Metazoa; Chordata; Actinopteri; Syngnathiformes; Syngnathidae. Gene Ontology annotation, biological process: regulation of transcription by RNA polymerase II; embryo development. Gene Ontology annotation, molecular function: RNA polymerase II transcription regulatory region sequence-specific DNA binding; DNA-binding transcription factor activity, RNA polymerase II-specific. Gene Ontology annotation, cellular component: nucleus. The record is from RefSeq and is a predicted model, not a curated record.